UGUCAACUCGGCGGAAAUGAACUCAGUCAAUCCUCAACCGCAAGAAGAAGAAGAAGAAGAAGAAGACCCACUCCUCAACUUCAUCGACUACGCCAGGUCCGCUCUCUCGCCCGAUACCGACGAAGAUCCGGAUCCGAAUGAGCCGGACACCGCCCGGCCCAGCUGGAAUUGGAUCGCCUCCCGGAUCCUCAAGACCUGCAGCGCCUACUCCAGCGGCGUCACCGCGGCGAUUCUCCUCUCCGAUCUCUCCCAGGCUUGGCAUGAGCAAAGUAGGGACCGGCCGAUGAGGAAGAUGCCGGAAUGCGUGAAGCAGCUGCGAAAGAAGCAUAGGAGGAGGAAGCUGUCGAAUACUGUGACUAUUGAUUCGAUUUAUGACAAGAAUUUCUUGUCAUUGAAUAGUGUCUUGGAGGCGGUGAUUGUCGAUGUUUUUGUUCUCCCCGGCACCAACAUUUAUAUGCUUUCCCUGGGGGAUAUUUGGAGUACUAAUACCAUCGAUCUUUAUCUCCACCGCAGGUACUAUGACUUGAUAAAUCCUACCAAUGGGAUUUUCAAGAAAGGAAGGCAGAUCAUCCUCACGGGGUGCUAUCUUCGUCCUGCUGCUGGAGGAGGGUCUCGUUGUCCGCGGCUGUUGCCUACGGAAUAUCUAGUAGUAUUGUUAGAUGAGGAUGAUGAUGGUGAUGCAAUGCUGCUAGCAGCUCAGUUUUGUUCGGAUACAUUCUCUUCAGUUUCCCUGGAGGCAUUUAGUAAAAAUGCAUCUUAUUCACUGUAUGCAAGAAUUGAGUUCAUUGCCCCCCUAGAAGUUCAUGGAAAGUUUGGGACAUUACAAAGGAAACAGAUCACUCUUGUAGACGAUGAUGGUACCAAGUUACAAUUUGUGCUGUGGGGUGAGCAGGUUUUCCUGACAAAUCUUUUGAGUGUGGGAAGUAUGCUUGCGCUAAGUAAUCCAUAUAUCGCAAGUUCAGCUGACAACAUUGCUGAGACAAGUGCUGAAGUUUCCCUUGAAUUUGGUAGUGCAACACAAUUGUUUUUGGUCCCUUUUGUUCAACACAAGGAACAAGUAUGUGUAGCACUGACACCAAACCGCCAUCAAGGAUCAAGAUUGCUAAGCACAAUAGAUCCUAGUCAGAGUACACAAGUUUCUCAAGUUUCCUUGCCCUGUGAUUCACAUGGAUCUAUUGAUUUCAGUAAUUAUCCUUUUCAAUCCUUUGUUUCCAAUCUUCGUGACAAGAUGACAGGCGUCAGCCUUUAUGGUGUUGUUAGAAGUAUCAUCAAGGAGAGCACAGAAGCUGUCUUCUUAUUAAGAAUUGAAGAUACCAGUGGAGCAAUUUGGACUAGAUUACAAUUUGUGAAAUAUUGGUCACUGGGAAGAUUAAGCCUUGGCCACACAGUCUACAUAUCAGGUCUCACAUGCUCUAUGAAAAAGCGGAAGGGAUUCCAGCUAAACAGAUGCCACAACGGCCUAGAAGCAAUGUGGUCCGAGAGUACUGGUGGAGCUAGUUUCUUCAACCUCAGUAGCUUGCCAGCGUUGCUAAACUCAUCUUGUCUUCAUAAACUAACAAAGCUCUCUAAUCUUUCCAGUCAGACUAGCUGUACUCAGAUUGUUAUCAUUCGGCUUGAAAUGGCUCAGUUUCAUCUCAGUACAAGGUUUUCACAUGCUGUAUGUGGUCAUUUUGUUACUUUGCAACCCAUGGGAGUUACUAAAUGCAGCUUCUGUAAUGAGAAUUGUGAUGAUGUAGUUCGCACUUUCCACCUGAAAGUGACUCUUGCUGAUGAGAGUGGUAAAAUUUUAGCAUGGUGUACUGGUCAUACUGCCAUAGAGAUCCUGCAGAUAUCUCCUGAUGAAUUUUUUGAACUACCUGAGGAAGAACAAGUUAUGUAUCCCUCUACAUUACAUAAUGAGAGGUUCAAGGUUGCAAUUAUUAAUUGCCAACGGGAAGGUUCUGGACCUGGUGAUGCUCUUGUGCUAGAGACUGAGGGAACCUCAUGGGAGAUUACUCGUGCAUUGAAGUGUGAUUAAUGGUUCAAGCCCAAGUGGGAAGUUGAACCAUUAUUUUGCAAGCUCUACCAAUAUUUGGUUGGAAGGGAAUGGCUUCCUAUUAGAUCAAAUGUACGUUAGAGCUAAAACUCUUUAAACGAUAGACCAAGCAGCUCAAUAGACUGCUAGGAAUGUGAAUGAUAAUUCUAUGUC
This is a messenger RNA of Argentina anserina (silverweed cinquefoil), 2188 nucleotides long. RefSeq lists its product as uncharacterized. The record is from RefSeq and is a predicted model, not a curated record. The transcript has 13 exons. The coding region runs from base 17 to 2017 and encodes 666 amino acids. NCBI's taxonomy places the organism in Eukaryota, Viridiplantae, Streptophyta, Magnoliopsida, Rosales, Rosaceae.